AUGUUCAAACAUUUUGUUUUUCUCCUACUCUUCUUAUCGCCUCUCUUACAUGUGUUUAUCGCCGGAGAACGGUUAACUAGCGGCGGUUUUUCACCGGAGUCGAAUCCUUUCACACCCAAAGCAUCAUUGGUUCGUUACUGGAACAAAGAGAUCCUAAGCCAAACUCCAGGAUCAUCAGAGUUUCUCCUCUCCAAAGCUUCACCACUCACCGCCGUCGCCUCCGCCGCAUUCGCCAAACUCGCCUCCGAAAACUCCCUUCCGAAUCGCCUCCCGGACUUCUGCUCCGCCGCAAACCUGUUCUGUUUCCCAGAUUUAGGCCCGAGCCUCGAGAGACACAGCAAGAACGUCAAAUUCUCCGUUUACGACCAACGAAACUUCACCAACUACGGCACGGUUCGCACCGGCGGAGCCGAUUCGUUCAAGAAGUAUUCUCAGGACGGAAACGUAGUAACCGACUCUUUCCGGCGGUACAGCCGCGACGGAGCCGGUGACGACGAGAAGUUCAAAGGCUACAAUGGUAACAGCAAUGUCGUCGAGGAGAAUUUCAAUUCCUACGGCAAAGCAGCCACCGGCGGCUCCGGCGAUUUCAGAAGCUAUCAAACCGGAGUCAACAAUCCUAGAAGCCGUUUCACGGCGUAUUCCGACGGUGGAAACGGCCGGUCUCAGUCGUUCAAGACCUACACUCACGAAGCCAACGCCGGACCGGGUCAGUCCUUUACCAGUUACGGCAAAAACGGUAACGGAGCUCCGAACGAGUUCUCUUCUUACGGCGUCUCCUCCAACGUUAUCAGAUCGGAUUUCUCCAACUACGGCGAGAACGGCAACGCAGCCAACGAUACCUUCAAAGGCUACGGUGGCGAUGGUAAUGUUCCUCAGAAUAACUUCAAAAGCUACGGUGCCUCCGGGAACGCCGGAGUUGACACAUUCUCGAGUUACAGAGACAAGGCCAACGUCGGCGAUGAUUCGUUCUCGUCCUACUCCAAGAACUCAAACUCGGAGAAGGUCAGUUUCGUGAAUUACGGCAAAUCUUUCAAUCCCGGGUCGGAAUCUUUCAAAGGUUACGGUAAAGGAGCCGAAGGAAACAAGAUCGAUUUCAAAACGUAUACUCAAAACUCAACGUUCAAAGAUUACGCCAAAACCGGCGUCGAAUUCGCGAAAUACAACCAGAGCGGACUCCGUGUUGGUGGUGGUAAAGCCGUGAAUAAGUGGGUGGAGCCUGGCAAGUUCUUCAGAGAAUCAAUGCUUAAAGAAGGUACUUUGAUUUUGAUGCCUGACAUUAAAGAUAGAAUGCCUAAAAGGUCGUUUUUGCCUCGAAGCAUCAUUUCGAAAUUACCGUUUUCGACUUCGAAAAUCGCCGAAAUCAAACGUGUUUUCCACGCGAGCGAUAAUUCCACGAUGGAAGGUAUAAUCUCUGAGGCGAUUACUGAAUGCGAGAGAUCACCAACCAUCGGUGAGACGAAACGAUGUGUUGGAUCGGCGGAAGAUAUGAUCGAUUUCGCCACAUCGGUGCUUGUGCCGAAAGUUCGGGUCUACGAAUCGGAUCUUUUAGACCCCAAGAGUAAAGUCAAGAUCAACCAUAGUAUUGCUAUAUGUCACAUGGACACGUCAGCUUGGGGUGCGAGCCAUGGAGCCUUCGUGUCCCUCGGGUCCCGGCCUGGUCGGAUCGAGGUUUGCCAUUGGAUAUUUGAGAACGACAUGAAUUGGGCCAUUGCCGAUUAA
Messenger RNA from Arabis nemorensis, 1719 nucleotides. NCBI's taxonomy places the organism in Eukaryota, Viridiplantae, Streptophyta, Magnoliopsida, Brassicales, Brassicaceae. The record is from the annotation of a GenBank genome assembly.